This is a messenger RNA of Leopardus geoffroyi (Geoffroy's cat), 2299 nucleotides long. RefSeq names its product steroid 21-hydroxylase. The coding region runs from base 778 to 2256 and encodes 492 amino acids. Gene Ontology annotation, molecular function: heme binding; iron ion binding; steroid 17-alpha-monooxygenase activity. The record is from RefSeq and is a predicted model, not a curated record. NCBI's taxonomy places the organism in Eukaryota, Metazoa, Chordata, Mammalia, Carnivora, Felidae. Gene Ontology annotation, biological process: hormone biosynthetic process; progesterone metabolic process. The transcript is spliced from 10 exons.
UCUCUUCAGCUUUUCCUUCCCCUGUCCCUGUCCUUCCAAGGCCAGUGAGGUCCCCUCUCCUGCUCUUCAUUCAGUUCUCUGAGAUACCACUGUGUUUGGAGAAUAAUUCUUAUUUUUGGCUCAAGCCAGCUCUAGUUGGUCUCUUUUCCUUGCGACCAAAGAGUAUAUCAAGCACAUAGCAAGAGCUCCAAAUUGGGGGACCACAUAAUUCUUCAUCUUCUUCAACUUUUGAGGCUGAAAUACGGCACAGUGAAUAAUUACACUGGGACGACCCAGGCAAAGCAGGCCGCGUGGCCACCCCAUCUGUAAGUUAACACGCAGACCACUUUCAACUCAUUUUGUUCCUCAGGCGAUCCUGGACAGCAUAUAGGUAGGGACAGCCAUUGUCUCCCCGAGACAAAGUCCGUGGCAGUAACGUGGUCCAGGGUGGGGUGGUGGUGGGCUCAGGCCAGACGAGAGGGCUCAGGCCAGAGAGUGACUACGUGUUUCUGCCUGGUUGACCUGCAGCCAGAAAACUGAUUCCAGCUGUGGGAGAAAAGGUCAGGGUUGAAUUUCCCUUCCUUUCUUCUUGAUGGAUGAGAAGCUUGCUCUUUAAAAUGUGGACUCUCCAAGGCCAGGUCGACUGGUGUCUUGCCAAGACUGUGUGGGUGGGACAGUGGGCAGGGACCCGAGGGAAGGAGACCAAGGAGGCCCCAGAAGAGCCCGAGCAGCGAGGUGGAUGAAGGGCCUCAAAAGCUAUAAGUGGCCGCGCCAGGGCCUGUGCCUGGGUCUCUGGCCAUGCUACUCCUUGGGCUGCUGCUGCUGACCGCGCUGGCCGGCGCCCGCCUGCUGUGGAACAAGUGGAAGUACAGGAGCCUCCACCUCCCACCUCUUGCCCCCGGCUUCCUACACCUGCUGCAGCCCGACCUUCCCAUCUAUCUGCUUGGUCUGACUCAGAAACUGGGCCCUGUCUAUAGGCUCCGCCUCGGGCUGCAAGAUGUGGUGGUGCUGAACUCUAAGAGGACCAUUGAGGAGGCCAUGAUCAGGAGAUGGGUGGACUUUGCUGGCAGACCCCAGAUGCCCUCCUAUAAGCUGGUAUCUCAGCCCUACCAGGACCUCUCACUAGGGGACUAUUCCCUGCUCUGGAAGGCUCACAAGAAACUCACCCGCUCGGCCCUGCUGCUGGGCAUCCGCAACUCCAUGAAGCCACUGGUGGAGCAGCUGACCCAGGAGUUCUGUGAGCGCAUGAGAGCCCAGGCCGGCACCCCUGUGGCCAUCCAGAAGGAGUUCUCUUUCCUCACCUGCAGUGUCAUCUGUUGCCUCACCUUUGGAGACAAGGAGGACACCUUAGUACAUGCCUUUCAUGACUGUGUCCAAGAUUUGAUGAAAAGCUGGGAGCACUGGUCCAUCCAAGUUUUGGACAUAGUUCCCUUUCUCAGGUUCUUCCCCAACCCAGGCCUCUGGAGGCUGAAGCAGGCCUUGGAGAACAGGGACCGCAUUGUAGAGAAGCAGCUGAGGCAGCACAAGGACAGCAUGGUGGCAGGCCAGUGGAGGGACAUGACCGACUACAUGCUCCAAGGGAUGGGGAAGCCAAGAGCGGAAAAGGGCCAUGGACGGCUCCUUGAAGGACACGUGCAUAUGUCUGUGGUGGACCUUUUCAUUGGUGGCACUGAGACCACGGCGACCACCCUCUCCUGGGCUGUGGCGUUCUUGCUUCACCACCCUGAGAUUCAGCAGCGACUGCAGGAGGAGCUGGACUGUGAACUGGGCCCUGGGGCUUCAGGCUCCCGAGUCCCGCUCAAAGACCCUUCACGGCUGCCCUUGCUCACCGCCACCAUCGCUGAAGUGCUGCGCCUGCGGCCUGUUGUGCCCCUGGCCCUGCCUCACCGCACCACGCGGCAUAGCAGCAUCUUAGGCUACGACAUCCCCGAGGGCACGGUUGUCAUCCCCAACCUGCAAGGCGCCCACUUGGACGACACAGUCUGGGAGCAGCCACAUGAGUUCCGGCCGGAUCGUUUCCUGGUCCCAGGCGCUAGCCCGAGAGUGCUGGCUUUUGGCUGCGGAGCGCGAGUGUGCCUGGGCGAGCCGCUGGCACGCCUUGAGCUCUUUGUGGUGCUGGCGCGGCUGCUCCACGCCUUCACGCUGCUGCCCCCCACGGGCCCGCUGCCCUCUCUGCGACCCAGGUCCCACUGUGGCAUCAACCUCACAAUGCAGCCUUUCCAGGUGCGGCUGCAGCCCCGGGGAGCAGUGGCCCCGGGGCCGAGCCAGCACCAGUGACAGGGCAGGAUGCACGCCGGACACAUGCCUCAGUUUCUCCUUU